AAAAAUUCUAGAGAAUAAAAUAAUUCUCUUUUGUGGUGCUCUCAAACUCUUACCAACAAGUGUAAAAAAUUAAAAAAGUAAAUCUGCCACAACAAAAUAGUUCCCAUGCAUCUGAACCGGACCAACGGAUAUGCAUAAUAAACGCAAGAAACCCAAUAAAGAUUGCCGCCCAUAAAUAACGGUUACCCAAGUGUGUGUGUGUGUGUCCGAGUGUAACUUCCAACUUCCGGAAAAAUAUGUUUGUGACUACUACAGUAUCUGCACUUAACAAACACAUCCCAAGGAUGCCCCUCUUAAGCUAAUGAAAACUCCCCGCAACCCCCAACAACCCAUCAGCCCCAUAAAAGAAACACCUGUAGUGCAAUUUUUUCAUAUUUUCCUGUUGAAGAUUGUCCCCCCUCCAGACAUCCUCUUCAAAUAACUGCUCUUCAACUCUUGUGAAUCCGCGAGUGUUUUACGUUUUUCAUUUUUUGUUUUGCAAAAGCGGAUAUCCGUUAAAUCAUUCUCUCUAUUCCUACAUCGCUGCUAAACGUGUAGUCUAAACACAAGAAAAAAAAUAAAAACAAACCAACCAACCAAGAAGGAAAGCACGAAAGAAAAAAAAGAAAAAGUUCACAACGAAACCCCAGUGAAAUAGUGGUGCUAUUAUCAUUACCGAUAGUUAUUGAAUAAUCAGGCUGAGGCUCCCAGCUCUCUGAAACAAUUUAUGCGGAUAUUUAUAAUUUGCAUGUUGGGGAAAAUUGAUCGUCGUCAAGAGACAUCAUCAUCAACAUCAUCUUUGCUGUCGUCUAACUCAACAAUAACAACAACCAUCAUUUUUCCGUUUACGUUCCUGUCAUCCUCCACAAUUCUGCUUACUGCUGAUGUUCCUGUUCUGCCCGGCUUCCAUGAAAGAAUAUCUUCUCCAUCAGACAUUACUACAUUCAGAACAAACAUUCUGUAUUAGAUUUGCAAAUAAAAGACAAACUUUCAAAACAUCUGGCAAUUGAAAAAAUCAAAAAUCUUGAAAAAAUUCCACCACAACCGCAGCCAACACCCGCACAACAAACAAAUCGAGCCCAACACGCUGACAAAAGGAAAUCUUUUGAAUGCCGCAGUUUCUGCACGCCAUCGUCAACUUAGUAUGAGAGAAAAAGAUCAUUCUCCAAGAAAAAUGCUUCCUAGCCCCAAACAAGGGUCGGUCUACCCGAUUUUAGGCUCCAUGCCCUACAACAGCAACAAUUUCAACUCGAAUGUACCUUAUGAUCUGUCAUCGCCUGCACGCAGCAAUAGCUCGACGGCGGCCACAGCCCUUACCACCGCCCUAACAGCAUUGUAUCAAACUCAAAAAGAUCUUAAGAAGGAGAGAAGGCGUGGCCAUGCGGAUCAACCCUUGGAUUUGAGAUUGGCCCAUAAAAAGCAUGAUGGUGGCACGGCAGGUGAUGGCGGGACAGAUGGGGACUCCAACACCACUGAAAUGAUGGAGGAUGAAAAUAGCAACCUGGUAAUGAUAACUAGCGGACAAUUGGACAAGUCAUGUCACAACUCCGAAUGCAACAGCAAUACCAACACCAAUUCUCGGGUCCUGCAAGAUGGUGUGGCUGGCGAUAAGACAGCCGAUCUUCAUUUGUUGAAUGAAUUGAAUAAUAACAACAACAAUUUCCUGCUGCAAAACAAUCAAGCUCUGCAAGAACAGUUCGAAGCUCUGAACAGCAAAAAGAUGCUGAGGGUGUUGAGGGACCAAGCCAAAUCGUUGCCAACAAAUCUGGAACAACUGCCAUUUCCCGUAACGGCCCUACAUCCCACUCUACUCGAGACCAUAGCCAAAGCAAUGCCUCCUCUGCCCUACCGAAAUCUCUUCUUUUUGCCUCGACCGAAUCAGGCCAAUAAUCCAGCUGCAAAUGUAACAAAUUUCCCGUUUUUCUCCUCGCCACCGGCCGGUUGUCUAGGUAAGGAUACGAAAAAGAAUACCACAACUGUAACGGCAACGACCACAACGCCACCCAUAGCCACAGCAGAUUCUAGCAUGACAGAUCUUAAAUUUGAUGUUGCCGCUGCCAGCGCCAAUAGAAAUACCCUUACCGAAAGCCUGGCCAACUCGUUGCUGCUCAGUCAAAAUGGACCCACGCCCACCACCACCCCAAGCACCGGUGCCUCCGGUGCCCCACACUAUCGCCAAAAGAGACCUGCGGUUAAUCGUUCCAAUGCUCCAGCCGGGGCCAAUCAUCUGUACAAAUCAAAGGACCGUUAUACGUGUAAAUUUUGCGGCAAAGUAUUUCCCAGAUCGGCGAAUUUAACCCGCCAUCUGCGAACUCACACGGGCGAACAGCCCUACAAAUGCAAAUACUGUGAACGUUCCUUUAGCAUAUCGUCGAACCUGCAACGACAUGUGCGCAAUAUUCACAACAAGGAGAGACCCUUCAAAUGUGAAAUUUGUGAACGCUGCUUUGGCCAACAAACCAAUCUCGAUCGUCAUCUGAAGAAACAUGAAGCCGAUGCCGUGUCAAUGGGUCUGGGUCUCAACGAACGCAUACGUGGUGGUCUACGUCGUUUCUGUGAAAAUCCUGCCGAGGAAUCUUAUUUCGAAGAGAUACGCUCAUUUAUGGGUAAAGUCACUCAGUUGCCGUUGAAUUCAGCUGGCGCUGCGGCGGGAGCUUCCAAGUUGUCACUGAUGGAUCAUAGUACAACACCGCACUCUGAACCUCAUUCGCCGGGUCGAAGUUCAUCGUAUGCCCCCUCUGAUCCCGACUCAACGGCCAGUGGUCUGCGUAUUAUCAUUAAGGAUGAGCACAGUAAUCAUAGUAAUCAAUCGAAUGAGCAACAACAACAACAACAGCAAGGUAAUGAUCCACAACAACACCAGCAAUCUGGGCCUGGUGGAUCGGCACCAUCCACACCGCCUCCUAGGAACGAUGGCCACCGAAGUAAUCAGGGCUCCCCGUCUACAGUAUCGAAUAUUCAAACAAAUAAACUAAGUCCUUUUGAAUCAUCGCCCAGUAGAGAGUGUUCGGCAACAACCUAACAUUGAAUGAAAAUCCGUUGGUUAAUAGAUUCUUAGAAAGGGUAUUGUUUCUUCACGAUUUUUUCCAUUGCUGGGAAAAAUAAUCCUUACAAAAAUAUAAACAUUUGGUCUGAAAGCAAAUGCUUCCAAAAUAAUCCAAAUUGGUGUCUCCUUCCAAUUUUUACACAAAAGUACAUGUUGAUAACCCAGCAAUGAAAUAUCUGACUCUGAAAUAAAGAUCCCCAACUCACAAACAGAGCAUUCGUUCACCGUGUUUAAGUGUCUUCUUACUAUGUCCUAUUUUCUAAAACAAUUAAUUUAUGUAAAUAUAAUUUGUUUCAAUUCCUCUCUUGCGAAGAAAAACUCAUACUUAUGUACAUUGCAACAAUACACGCAAGAGUUAAUGAUUUCUAAUGAACUAAUUUAAACAUCAUAUCGUUUGUAAACUAUUUACAAUUCGAAUCCUUCUAUUUAAAUGUUACUCUCAUUAUUUACGUUUACGAUUUAUUGUAAAUAUAUAUACGUUUAAUAAAAUCUUUAAGCAUUCCUUCAAAAUGUAUUUGUGUAAGUUCUACAAGUUGUUCAUAGAGUAGUUAGCUUGUCAUUUCAUAAAAUAAGAUAAAUUCCCAAUGUAUGUAACUUUGUAAAAAAAAUUAUUAAAAUAACAAAAAGAAAAAGCAUUUUGUAUGAUAAAGAGAUAAGAGCAGAACAGCAAUUAGAAACGUAUUUCAAUUGUACAACAAUAUAUGUAUUUUUGUCUUUUGUUUAAUUAAGAAUUAGGUAAAAUGUUUUAUUAUU
Molecule: messenger RNA, 3778 nt
Organism: Musca domestica (house fly)
Lineage: Eukaryota; Metazoa; Arthropoda; Insecta; Diptera; Muscidae
Exons: 2
Coding region: 1124-3001 (625 amino acids)
Biological process (GO): regulation of transcription by RNA polymerase II
Cellular component (GO): nucleus
Molecular function (GO): DNA-binding transcription factor activity; RNA polymerase II cis-regulatory region sequence-specific DNA binding
Source: RefSeq, a predicted model, not a curated record